UAACUAAAAUGACUGUAUUAUAAAAAAAAUUACAACAUAAAAACUAUCUAAAUAAAAAAUAAUAAUAACAAUAAAACCUACUAAAUACUGUUUAAACAUUAACAGCAAAUAACUCCACUAUCUAGACAGACAUUAAUAAUAAACGCAACACAACGAAAAUGUCGCAUUUUUCAACAAUAUUGGAAAAUUUACGCAUGGUGGCCAUAAAGCGGAGUCCCUUAACACAACAGAAACAAAAGCAACAACAACAACAGCAGCAACAGGCUAUUACCCCAACUUCACCACAACAACAUCAUGUAAAUAUUUCCCCCCAAGUGGCAGUUACAACAAAUUUAUGUUAUGAUGAAUCAUCAAGCCAUGAACAGGAUAUAAAAAUUAAUAAUGAUAAUAAACAAUUUAAAGUUUUCAUCAACAAACAACCACCCACUCCACAAUCACCGGAAGCACCAGCACCACAAACAUGUACAAAAUCCUUGCACAAUCAAAACAAUGAAGAUUAUUUAAUAGAUAAAAACUCAAGUGGAAAUACUCCAUCUACAACACACGACAAGAAAGCAGCCCAUCAUUCCACUAGUCAUCAUAGCCAUAAACGACAAAGUAUAUCGGCACGUGGUUCAAUAGGUUCGGUGGAACAUACAACGGCAAAAAAUUCACCCGGACGUGAACGUAAUCGUGGCAGCGUUAUUGUUGAAAUUGAUAGUGGCGGGGCAAGUGGUGGUUCAAAAAAUGCCACAGGUUCUCGGGGUGCACGUGAACUCUCGCCGACACCGAAAAAUCAACAACGUAAAAUGUCAACGGACUUUCGUUCGCGUGCCGGUAGUUUUAUACACGUUGAUGAGGAUGGUCGCAGUAUGUUGAUGCGUAAACCGGUGCGUUUAAAAAAUAUCGAAGGUCGUCCGGAAGUAUAUGAUACUUUGCAUUUUAAGGGAAGAGAGAUUUUAUCCUGUUCGAAGGCCACUUGCAUGAGCAGUGUUAUGAAUUUUGGUACUGCUGCAGUGGAGGCUCGUAAAACGGAAGUAGUGUUGGAACAUGCUAAAGAUUUUCUAGAUCAAUAUUUUACCUCAAUUAAAAGAUUAUCAUGUGCAGCUCAUGAAAGCCGCUGGAAGCAAGUACGUCAGAGUAUUGAGUCUACAGGCCAUUAUCAAUUGACCGAAACUGAAUUGAUUUAUGGUGCUAAAUUAGCCUGGCGUAAUUCAUCACGGUGCAUUGGACGCAUACAAUGGUCUAAAUUGCAGGUCUUUGAUUGUCGUUAUGUGACCACAACCAGUGGCAUGUUUGAAGCCAUUUGUAAUCACAUUAAAUAUGCCACCAACAAAGGUAAUUUAAGGUCAGCCAUCACCAUAUUUCCACAGCGUACAGAUGGUCGUCAUGAUUAUCGUAUUUGGAAUGCUCAGCUUAUCUCGUAUGCUGGUUACAAACAAGCGGAUGGCAAAAUCAUUGGAGAUCCCAUGAAUGUUGAAUUUACUGAGGUUUGCAUGAAAUUGGGUUGGAAAGGCAAAGGUACCGAAUGGGACAUUUUACCUUUAGUUGUAUCAGCCAAUGGUCAUGAUCCAGAUUAUUUCGAUUAUCCACCGGAAUUAAUUUUGGAAGUUCCAUUAAGUCAUCCAAAAUAUGAAUGGUUUGGUGAGAUGAACUUGCGUUGGUAUGCUUUACCUGCCGUAUCCAGCAUGUUAUUCGAUGUUGGUGGCAUACAAUUUACGGCCACCACAUUCAGUGGCUGGUACAUGUCCACUGAAAUUGGUUGUCGUAAUUUAUGCGACACAAAUCGUCGUAAUAUUUUGGAGACUGUGGCAUUAAAAAUGAAUCUGGAUACACGUACGCCAACCUCUCUGUGGAAAGAUAAAGCUGUGGUUGAAGUUAAUAUUGCUGUUUUACAUUCAUAUCAAAGUCGUAAUGUCACCAUUGUGGAUCAUCAUACCGCAAGUGAAAGUUUUAUGAAACAUUUUGAAAAUGAAUCAAAAUUACGUCGCAUUGUAGAUGAAAAUCGUUAUCAUGAAGAUAUAUUUGGCAUUACAUUAAGAACCGCAGAAAUUCACACCAAAUCUAGAGCCACAGCACGUAUAAGAAUGGCUUCACAGCCUUAA
Molecule: messenger RNA, 2084 nt
Organism: Lucilia cuprina (Australian sheep blowfly)
Lineage: Eukaryota; Metazoa; Arthropoda; Insecta; Diptera; Calliphoridae
Gene: Nos
Product: nitric oxide synthase
Exons: 10
Coding region: 159-2084 (641 amino acids)
Biological process (GO): nitric oxide biosynthetic process
Molecular function (GO): nitric-oxide synthase activity
Source: RefSeq, a predicted model, not a curated record